Molecule: messenger RNA, 897 nt
Organism: Heterocephalus glaber (naked mole-rat)
Lineage: Eukaryota; Metazoa; Chordata; Mammalia; Rodentia; Bathyergidae
Product: taste receptor type 2 member 119-like
Biological process (GO): G protein-coupled receptor signaling pathway; sensory perception of taste; detection of chemical stimulus involved in sensory perception of bitter taste
Cellular component (GO): membrane
Molecular function (GO): bitter taste receptor activity; G protein-coupled receptor activity
Source: RefSeq, a predicted model, not a curated record
AUGCUAAUGCCUGACCCGAUAAUCCAUUUUUUUAUGGCUCUGAUACAAAUUCUUACUGGGGCCUCCACAAAUGGUUUCAUUGUGGUGGUCAAUGUCAUAGACUUGAUCAAGCAGAGACAAAUGGCUCCUUUGGAUCUGCUUAUUUCCUGCCUGGCGACAUCGAGGAUUUGUCUGCAGGUGCUCAUCUUCCUUGUGCAUCUGGCUCUUCUCUCCUUCAUUAAACAGCCAGAAUUUCCUGAGUAUUGUACACUUUUCAUGUUUGUAAGUAUUUUAUGCCUUUGGUUGUCCACAUGGCUUGGAGUUUUCUACUGUGCCAAGAUCGCCAACAUCCCACACCCCCUGUUCUUCUGGCUGAAGAUGAGAAUAUUCAAGUUGGUGCCAUGGCUGAUCCUGGGGUCUAUACUGUAUGCAUCUAUCAGUACUGGCAUCCGCACUAUAUAUACAUGGACUGUUACUCCAAAAUUCUUCAUCAACUCUUUCUGCAAAAAUGCAACUCAAACCAAAGGAAUAGCUAUUAUACCAUUUUUGCUUUUGUUUAUUCAUCUUACAGUGCCAUCAAUUAUCUUACUCAUCACUCUUCUACUCUUGAUUUUCUCCCUGAGGAGACAUACCCAGAAGAUGAGAACCAUUGCUGCAGGCACCAGGGACCAAGGCAGGAGCUCCCUCUUCAGGGCCAUGCUGUCCAUCCUGUCUUUCUUAAUCCUCUACUUCUCCCACUACACCACUGCCAUUUUGUUCUUCUUUCAAAUUUUGCAGUUUGGAAGCUUCCUGUUUGUGUUCUGCGCCAUGGUGGCUGACACCUAUCCAUGUAUACACUCUGUCAUCUUAAUUUUAGGAAACCCUACACUGAAACAAAAUGCAAAAAUAUUCCUGUGCGGUGGUCAGUGUGAUCAGUGA